This is a messenger RNA of Hypoxylon fragiforme, 1218 nucleotides long. Its product is annotated as Methylthioribulose-1-phosphate dehydratase. NCBI's taxonomy places the organism in Eukaryota, Fungi, Ascomycota, Sordariomycetes, Xylariales, Hypoxylaceae. The record is from RefSeq and is a predicted model, not a curated record. Gene Ontology annotation, molecular function: metal ion binding; methylthioribulose 1-phosphate dehydratase activity. The transcript is spliced from 3 exons. Gene Ontology annotation, cellular component: cytoplasm. The coding region runs from base 383 to 1123 and encodes 246 amino acids.
UGUUGCGUGCUUGCAGCAAGUGGGGAACAGGGUUUGAUUUAAGGAAGAGACUAGGAUUAGAUUUGUGCCGUGAUACUUGACUUUAGCCUCGUCAACCCCAUUUGCUAAAUAAAUCAGCUUCCUUCUUGAAUAGAAUAUUUAUUAUUCUUCUUGCCUACAUACUUAUUACUACUACUCUAUCUUUCCAAUUCUAUCAAUUUUAUCAACCCAAGAGGCCAGCCUGGCCUUUUCUUAACCUAUCAACCUAUAGCAUAGCCACCACCUACCCAAGCUGCCAAGCAACCAAGCAACCAAGCAACCCAUUCGGUGAUCCGGAAAUAAAAUCAAAGCCUUAUUAGAGAAAAGGAACUGAGAAGGGAAAAUAAAAAUUAAAGGAAAAAAAAUGGGGGACGACCAUUACAUAACAUCAGAAGAUCCUAACCAUCCGGCCAACCUCAUCCCUUCUCUAUGCGCCAAGUUUUGGACAUUGGGUUGGGUUACAGGCACCGGAGGAGGAUGUUCUAUUCGCAACGAUGAUCUAGUAUACAUUGCGCCGUCAGGUGUCCAGAAGGAGCUCAUGAAGCACACUGAUAUCUACGUGCUUGCCCUAUCCAAGCAAACGGAUCUCAAGAAUCGCAUCUACCUACGCUCCCCGCCUUGUGGUCGGCCGUCACAGUGCACACCGCUGUUCCUGGCUGCUUUCACCAAGCGGGGUGCCGGUUGUUGCAUCCACACGCACUCACAUUGGGCCGUGCUGGUAACCUUGCUUCUGGAAGCGCAGGGUCCUGGUAAGGAUAAGCUCUUUGAGAUCAACAAUAUCGAGCAGAUCAAGGGCUUUGGCAAGGGUUUUGAGAAACAGGGUAAUCUAGGCUACCACGACACUCUCCGGAUCCCCGUGAUCGAGAACACGGCGCACGAAGAGGACCUGACUGAGUUUCUGGAAGAUGCCAUGAACCAAUACCCAGACACCUAUGCGGUCCUUGUUCGCAGGCACGGUGUUUACGUGUGGGGUGAUAACGUACACAAGGCUAAGACCAUGUGUGAAAGUCUUGAUUAUCUUUUUCAGCUGGCAGUGGAGAUGAAACAACUUGGUCUGCCGUGGUUGAGUGAUGUUCCCGUAGUAGUGCCCACGUCCAAACGUUGAAUUAUUCUAGAUAAUUUGAUGUCUUGAUAAAGAGCCAACACUUUUUUUUAUAAAGAGAACCUAAGAGUCACACAUGGCAAGCGAAGAAGCGGGAG